Molecule: messenger RNA, 2635 nt
Organism: Seminavis robusta
Lineage: Eukaryota; Bacillariophyta; Bacillariophyceae; Naviculales; Naviculaceae
Source: the annotation of a GenBank genome assembly
UCAAUAAACGAAAGAUUUAGAGGUCAGAUGGCCGAUUUUGUGCUUCAAAUUUCAAUCACAAUUUGAACCAAAUUCCGAACACGACUUGUGUGUGGUGUCGGGAUGGAUGCAUGAUGUAAAGGCGAGGUAGCUAGCGAUACAGAAUUUACAAACAGCUGCGUGAAGACUUCCACCAUGACAAAGACGAAGAAAGAUCAAGAUGAGACUGUCCCGUUGAUUCAUGAAGGCGACGAAGAGGAAGGCCAAAAGCUAAGAAAGAGGAAAUCCAAGAAAAAGGGCGUUGAGAAGGACAAGGAAGAAGAGGAUAGUGCCGAUGACAGCGGGGACCACGAAGAGGAAUUGACCCGAAAGAAAAAGAAAAGGAGCAAGAGCGAAAAACGUGAAAAGAAAAAGAAGAAGAAGCGAUCAUCCAAGUUGAACCUUGGUGAAGACGACGACGACGACGAGGAGGAGGAGGAGGUCCAGAAAAAGUCCAAGAAGAAGAAGAAGAAGAAAACCAGGUCCAACGCGGAAGAUACAUACAGCAGUGAAGAUGACAAGAAGAAAGAGAGAAAGAAGAAAAGUAAAAAAUCGAAAAAGAAAUCCUCAAGAGACAUUCAUGUUAGCGAUUCAGAAACCUCUGACGAAGACGCACGUGCAACCAGUCCACAGAAAUCUAUGGAAGAACGGGCCGAGGAGGGAGUGGCUUUGAACAAAGAUCAGACACAUCCGUUGCUUACCCGAAGCGCAAAGAUGGAUCCUGGAGAACAACCAAUCAAACCGGAAAGAAAGCCAAAGAGCACGUUCUUUCGCAUCUUGCAAUGCAUGAUGGUGGUUCUCUUUGUCGUCUUCCUGACGGGGCUCUCGGUGUCCGGCGUUCGAUACUUGAUCGGAGUGUAUGGUGAAUCUCCAACAGACGAAACAGAUGACGCUGACAAGACUGGGUCUCAAGCGCAAACGGUCAGCUCCUCUGCUCCCGAGGGAGCUCCGUUUCCAGAAGAACUGCUUCCUCCGUCCACCUGGAGCGUCAUCAACAAUCCUAACCCCUCACCACAGAAAAGUGCAUACCAAUGGCUCAAGAGUGAUCCGUACAUUUCUAAGUACACUGAUAAGCAAAAGGUACAGAGAUUUGCUCUGGUGGCAUUCUACUUUGCCACAAACGGAGACAACUGGAGUUCCUCGGCCUCUUGGCUCUCAAUGAAUGCACCAGAGUGCGAAUGGCUUUCACACGCAGCAUAUGGCAGUGCUUGCGACGAAUAUGGGGAUUACAAGCGUUUGACGCUCGUGACCAAUGGCUUGGAGGGAACCCUGCCCGCGGAGGUCGGUCUGUUGACUGCACUCCAAGAAAUCAACUUGCAGAGCAAUCGAGGCCUGACGGGCCCGAUACCAACCACCUUUGGACGCCUGGCUCAACUGGAGACCCUUCUGCUCCAUGAUUGUCAGCUCACUGGAGAAAUUCCAUCGGAGUUUGGCUUGCUUCAGAACCUAUCAGAGCUGAACUUGGAGUUCAAUGACUUGAGAUCCAAGAUUGUGACAGAGCUCGGGAAUCUAAAGUACUUGGAAACGCUGAUUUUGAGCCACAACCAUCUCGACGGGCCGAUCCCUUCUGAGAUUGGUGGCAUGACGAAUCUAUUGGAACUUCGAAUGGAAGAAAAUGGACUCGAGAGCACCAUCCCGCCCGCUAUCGGGAAACUGAAUCGUCUGGAAACCUUGGUGCUUAGCCAAAAGCAAAACGGUUUGGUUGGGCCUAUCCCGUCCGAAAUUGGGGCCAUGGAGUCCCUGCGUGAACUCAACUUGCAAUUCAACGAGUUGACGAGCUCCAUUCCCAGCCAAGUCGGUCAGCUCUCGAAUCUUCAGGCGCUGGUGCUGAAUAGCAACAAAUUGACUGGGGCCAUCCCAACAGAGAUUGGAAAGCUCCUUCAGUUAAUGCGCCUCUCAUUGUCCGCCAAUCGCAUCACAAACAGGAUACCUUCUCAACUUGGAGAGCUUACCAUGUUGGAAGGGCUAUAUUUGCACACAAACUAUCACACGGGGGCAAUCCCAGUGGAGCUCAGCCAAUUGACAGCCCUAACUCGACUACGUCUGGAUUCCAAUCAAUUGGAUCAAAGAAUCCCAUCGGUUUUAGGACGGUUAGAAAAGCUGGAGUGGCUGUUGUUGAAUAAGAAUAGUCUCCACGGCCAGAUUCCCUCUGAAAUUGGCGAAUUGCACGAGAUGCAGAUGCUGCAGCUGGGCAACAACUUGUUGGUAGGCCGGAUCCCAGAUUCCUUCAAGGGAAUGCCUCGGCUCCAGGAGUUGUCACUGGCGGGGAACUCCUUCAUUGGAACGUUCCCUUCUGAUAUUUGCUCGCUGUACGAAAACGGGUGGAUCGAACUGAAAGCGGACUGCUUCUCCUUCGAAUGCAACUGCGGUUGUUUCUGUGAGCCGUGAUUGGACGUGACUAGCUGGAGCCUUUGAUCGGAUGGGGAGGUUGAGUCGUUUGUACAAGAUGAAAAUGGCAGCGGGGCACACGACAGGGAGUGCUCCUGUGAAUGCAACCGCGGUGGCCAACGAUGGAGCCGCCAACUAGAUCAGGUACAGACGUUGCUAUGGCUAGCUAGUAGUAAGUUCAAAAGUUUUUCUCUUCCACAUUCCAUUAGAGCUGCCGCGAGAAUGCAUU